Closterium sp. Naga37s-1 is the source of this 2251-nucleotide messenger RNA. Lineage: Eukaryota; Viridiplantae; Streptophyta; Zygnematophyceae; Desmidiales; Closteriaceae. The record is from the annotation of a GenBank genome assembly.
GGUCUCCUUUACCCCGUUUGAAGACCCAGUCUGCUCACCAGAGGGUCACGUCUACGACAUUGUUAACAUCGUGCCGUACAUUCAGAAGUUCAAACGUAACCCAGUUACCGGCAAGCCUCUGGCCCUCAAGGACCUGAUCAAGCUUCAUUUCCACAAGAAUGCUGACGGCGAAUACCACUGCCCGGUUUUGAAGAAGGUGUUUACCGAGUUUACCCACAUCGUGGCUGUCAAGACAACCGGCAACGUGUUCUGCUAUGAGGCCAUCAAGGAGCUGAACGUGAAGCCCAAGAACUGGAAGGAGCUGCUGACGGAUGAGCCCUUCACACGUGCUGACAUCAUCACCAUUCAGGACCCCAACAAUCUGGAUGCCAAUGUGCUCACGGAGUUUGACCACGUCAAGCAGAACCUCGCAGCUCCCAAGGAAGGCGAAGGCAGCGCAGCAGCAUCAGGAGUGAAUGCAGCGGUGUCUGAGAGCAUUCAGCGCGUCCUGGCAGCCCUUCCCAAGAACGAUGGCGAGGAGGCCGGAGUGGGUUCAUCCAAGUUACUAAUGGGUGGGGGAGGUAGCAAGGCAAGGAAGGAAGCAGCAGCGGCAGCAGCAGCACUAGAGGCGAGGAAAGCAGAAGAGGUUGCUGCUGCUGCCGCCGCUGCUGCCAGAGAAGCCCUAGCCGCACAAGAGGGGGGAGAGGGUGGAGAACAAGUAGGGGGAGAAGGAGCGGGAGGAGCAGGGGGAGCGGGAGCAGGUGCCAAAGGAAAGGGAGGUGGGGAAAAGGGGAAGAGGAAGCGGGGAGAGGAGCGGGAAGCGGAGCAGCAGAAGAAGCACGUGCAGCAGCAGAUCCUGCAGAGGCAGAGAGAAAUGGAGGCCCCUUCAAUCGCCGGCAGCGCAGCAACCACCGCUGGUGCUGCCGGUACAGGAGGAGGAGCAGCAGGAGCAGCAGGAGGAGGCACAGCCGCCCCUCCGCCUAUGAGUAUUGUCGAUGCGGCGAGUGCUGCUCUCUCCGGCCGCAGCGCCGCCGCCGCCAAGGCGACAGACGAGAAAAAGGCCCACGCGCGCGCAGCCGCGCACGCAGCAGGGCAGCGCGUGCCGAUCAAAGAGAACACGAAGCUCGUCCGAAGUGCGUACACGUCCGGAGCGACGACGCGGUCGUUUACGUCUACGGUGUAUGAGCCGGUGACGAGGACGGAGUAUGAGAUGGUGAGGGUGGAGAAGAAGCCGAAGAAGAAGGGGUACUGCCGCGUGCACACGAGUGCGGGGGAUUUGAAUGUGGAGCUGCAUUGUGAUAUUGUCCCAAGGACAAAUUUCAUGAUCCAGGGCGGGGACCCCACCGGCACGGGCAAGGGAGGGCAGUCAGCAUGGGGAAAGCCGUUUCAGGACGAGUUUGACUCGCGGCUGGGCCACAGCGAGCGGGGCGAGCUGUCCAUGGCCAACAGCGGCCCUCACUCCAACCACUUGCUCCCUUGCCCUGCCUUUCCUUUCCUCUUAAUGCCCUCCACUCCUCCGCCCCCUCUCCCCACUCCACCCCCCCUCAAACCCCCUCUUCUCCCCAGAAAUUUCAUGAUCCAAGGAGGAGACCCCACCGGCACGGGCAAGGGAGGGCAGUCAGCAUGGGGCAAGGCGUUUCAGGACGAGUUUGACUCGCGGCUGGGCCACAGCGAGAGGGGCGUGCUAUCCAUGGCCAACAGCGGCCCUCACUCCAACGGAUCGCAGUUCUUUGUGCUCUUCAAGUCGGCGCCUCAUCUGAACUACAAGCACUCCGUGUUUGGCCGCGUGGUGGGAGGAAUGGAGACCCUGACUGCCAUAGAGAGGAGUGCCGUGGAUGAAAAAGACAGGCCCCUGAAACCCAUCACGAUCGAGAGCAUCACAGUGUUUGUGAAUCCGUACACGGAGGUGGAUGCAGAAGCAGAGGCAGAGGAGGCAGCAGCGAGGGAGAAGGAGGAGAAAGAGAGGAAGGGCAAGGAGCUCACGUGGGAGGAGCAACAGGAAAUGGUAUGCGGAGGAGAGGAAGGCAAGGAGCUGACGUGGGAGGAGCAACAGGAGAUGGUAUGCUGGCAUGCGUAUGCUUUAUGCUUGCUGUGUCUGUGUGUUUCUGUGUGCCUGCUGCUAUUCCGCCAUGAGUUUGGAUCCAAAGGAGAAGGAGAGGAAGUGCAAGGAUUUGACGUGGGAGGAGCAACAGGAGAUGGUAUGUUGGCGUGCGUGGUUCACUGGAACAGUGGAGCAAGGAUGCGGUGGGGAGUUGGUACAGCAAUCCUUUAG